AUGUUCAUAAGAUGGUCUAAAUUGCUAUGGAAUAAAUUGUAAAUUAAUUUUGGAUAUUAAAAUAUAUUUUACUGUUCUGUUCGCAGUUCAUUUAGUUUUUAUCCUCAUUUUAAAAGAAAUUUUGUUUAUUUUUUAAUAUUUUUUACAAAUUUAACAUUUUUUCUUUUACUUAAUUUAGCUUGAUUUUAUGUUAGCUUUGUAUUGUUAUUCGUCACGUGGUUGGUUUGUAUGAUGCUAACUUUUGUGCACUACAUACUAUUUAUUCAUAUAUUUUAGCUAAAAUUUUUUAUUUUAGGUUUUUUACGUCUAAAUCAUAUCAAACUCGCCAACUGUCAACGUUUUCUUAUUUUUAUCGACUGAUAUUCGGGAAACGGUCGAUAGAAGCUGCUCAAGACACCAAAUCGACCGGAGUUUUAAAAGAAUUGAAAGAAGAGACUACAAUGAACACGACUAAAGUUAUGUCUGCUAUUAAACAGGUAAAUUUUGCUGUUUUUAUUCGAUUUUUAGGUUCUUCAUCAAUUUGGAAUUGAAAAUGGUUUUUUGCAAAAAAUUAAUGUUUUUGGAAGAAAAUAAAUAUUAAUGAGUGUUAACAGAAAUAAUGUGGAUUUUUAUAGCUGUCUUCAACUCCCCGCAAGCCAAUGAUAAACUUUUUGCAUAAUUCUCGGCCACAGGUCCAAAAGUAUGAUCCAAACCGUAAACCACAACUUCGUGCUGCUGGAGGUGGAAUUGUAAUUGAUGAACUGGAACUGCCAUUGAGGUUAAGAAGAAGGCCAAUGUCACAGGAAGAAAUGGACUGUAUCAAUGUGAGUUUUCGACUACUGGCCAAAUAGAUUUUUGUUUUUUCUCAAGGUUUUUGCCAAUUUUCUUAAUGUUUCGGCAUAAAAACAGCUGUUCUUUAAGUUUUUAUAAAAAUUAUAAGAAACAUAUGAGUUUGAGAUCAUAUCUCAGGGAUAAUUUUAUGUUUUGGAUGGGAAUAACGGUUUUUUACGAAUUAGAAGUUAAAAAGUUGCCAUUGGCAACCGAAAAAUAACAACCUUUUGGGGAAAUGUAGUUGAACAUUUAAGGCCAAAGAUCUUUUUAUAAUGUCAAGUGGGAUUGGGAAAGGGCAUUUUAGGAAGGAAACAGUAUGGCUUUGGACAGGAUAUUUAAAACCUUAUUUCAGAAAUAAAUAUUUUUUCUUGGGUUUGGUUUGAAAAUAACUUUUUAUUACCUAAAAAGGCAUUAUAUGUAAAAGAAUACGUCGUAUGUCGAUAAAAAAUGAUUUAGCUAUAUAUUUUAUUAUACUCUUUACAUUUUAAAAGCUUUCUCUUUAAAUUUAUUAUUUAUUUUUGCAGAAUUUUUGUUUUUAUAUUAUAAAUUGUACUUUUAGACUGGCGGCCUUCGACCAAACGAAAUUUAA
Bursaphelenchus okinawaensis is the source of this 1399-nucleotide messenger RNA. Lineage: Eukaryota; Metazoa; Nematoda; Chromadorea; Rhabditida; Aphelenchoididae. The record is from the annotation of a GenBank genome assembly.